Molecule: messenger RNA, 334 nt
Organism: Anopheles maculipalpis
Lineage: Eukaryota; Metazoa; Arthropoda; Insecta; Diptera; Culicidae
Product: LYR motif-containing protein 2
Exons: 2
Coding region: 41-334 (97 amino acids)
Cellular component (GO): mitochondrion
Source: RefSeq, a predicted model, not a curated record
UGGAGUAAAUGUGCGGUACAACACUAAUUAUCUGUAACGCAUGUCAAAAUUACCAAAAGCAGCACUGAGCCUGAAGCAGUUUAUGCUUCGGCAAGAAGUGCUUAAGCUUUACCGGUCCAUAUUUCGUACCAUUCGACAAGUUCCAGAUGCCAGUAGCCGACGUGAGCUCCGGGAAUGGGCAAGAGCCGACUUUCGCAGCAACAGGAACCAAACGGAUGAGCUGGCCAUCAAGAUGCUGUUACAGCAUGGCAAUCGAAAUUUAAAGGAACUCCAGACCAGUCUCGAGCUUAGCGGAACUGGACCGGACAACAAUUCGGACGGAAAGGUCAGUUAA